AUGCCCAGCGGUGAGGUGUUUGGGGACCAUGGAACCACUCAAGACCAGAAGAUGGAGCCACUGACGACCAGCAGUGAGGUGCUGAGGACCAUGGAGCCACUGACGACCAGCAGUGAGGUGCCUAGGACCAUGGAGCCACUCACGACUAGCAGUGAGGUGCCUAGGACCAUGGAGCCACUCACGACCAGCAGUGAGGAGUUGGGGACCAUGGAGCCACUCACGACUAGCAGUGAGGUGCCUAGGACCAUGGAGCCACUCACGACUAGCAGUGAGGUGCCUAGGACCAUGGAGCCACUCACGACUAGCAGUGAGGAGUUGGGGACCAUGGAGCCACUCACGACUAGCAGUGAGGUGCCUAGGACCAUGGAGCCACUCACGACUAGCAGUGAGGUGCCUAGGACCAUGGAGCCACUCACGACCAGCAUUGAGGAGUUGGGGACCAUGGAGCCACUCACGACCAGCAGUGAGGUGCCUAGGACCAUGGAGCCACUCACGACUAGCAGUGAGGUGCCUAGGACCAUGGAGCCACUCACGACUAGCAGUGAGGUGCCUAGGACCAUGGAGCCACUCACGACUAGCAGUGAGGUGCUGAGGACCAUGGAGCCACUCACGACUAGCAGUGAGGUGCUGAGGACCAUGGAGCCACUCACGACCAGCAGUGAGGUGCUGGGGACCAUGGAGCCACUCACGACUAGCAGUGAGUUGCUGAGGACCAUGGAGCCACUCACGACCAGCAGUGAGGUGCCUAGGACCAUGGAGCCACUCACGACUAGCAGUGAGGUGCUGGGGACCAUGGAGCCACUCACGACUAGCAGUGAGGUGCUGAGGACCAUGGAGCCACUCACGACCAGCAGUGAGGUGCCUAGGACCAUGGAGCCACUCACGACUAGCCUUGAGGUGCUGGGGACCAUGGAGCCACUCACGACUAGCCUUGAGGAGUUGGGGACCAUGGAGCCACUCACGACCAGCAGUGAGGUGCCUAGGACCAUGGAGCCACUCACGACUAGCAGUGAGGUGCUGGGGACCAUGGAGCCACUCACGACCAGCAGUGAGGCGCCUAGGACCAUGGAGCCACUCACGACUAGCAGUGAGGUGCUGGGGACCAUGGAGCCACUCACGACUAGCAGUGAGGUGCUGAGGACCAUGGAGCCACUCACGACCAGCAGUGAGGUGCCUAGGACCAUGGAGCCACUCACGACCAGCAGUGAGGCGCCUAGGACCAUGGAGCCACUCAGGACCAGCAGUGAGGUGCCUAGGACCAUGGAGCCACUCACGACUAGCCUUGAGGUGCUGGGGACCAUGGAGCCACUCACGACUAGCCUUGAGGAGUUGGGGACCAUGGAGCCACUCACGACCAGCAGUGAGGUGCCUAGGACCAUGGAGCCACUCACGACUAGCCUUGAGGUGCUGGGGACCAUGGAGCCACUCAGGACCAGCAGUGAGGUGCCUAGGACCAUGGAGCCACUCACGACUAGCAGUGAGGUGCUGGGGACCAUGGAGCCACUCACGACCAGCAGUGAGGCGCCUAGGACCAUGGAGCCACUCACGACUAGCAGUGAGGCGCCUAGGACCAUGGAGCCACUCACGACUAGCCUUGAGGUGCUGGGGACCAUGGAGCCACUCACGACUAGCCUUGAGGAGUUGGGGACCAUGGAGCCACUGACGACCAGCAGUGAGGAGUUGGGGACCAUGGAGCCACUGACGACCAGCAGUGAGGUGCUGAGGACCAAGGAGACACUCACGACUAGCAGUGAGGUGCUGAGGACCAUGGAUCCACUCACGACCAGAAGUGAGAUGCCUAGGACCAUGGGGCCACUCACGACUAGCAGUGAGGUGCUGAGGACCAUGGAGCCACUCAUGACUAGACCAUGGAGCCACUCACGGCCAGCAGUGGGGUGCCGGGGACCAAGGAGCCACUCACGACCAGAAGAUGGAACCACUCAGACUGGCAGUGGGGUGCUGGGGACCACGAUAAUACCUGAUAAGCGAUGA
Molecule: messenger RNA, 1992 nt
Organism: Haliotis rufescens (red abalone)
Lineage: Eukaryota; Metazoa; Mollusca; Gastropoda; Lepetellida; Haliotidae
Product: probable GPI-anchored adhesin-like protein PGA55
Exons: 2
Coding region: 1-1992 (663 amino acids)
Source: RefSeq, a predicted model, not a curated record